UCUAUCAUGUCUCUGGUUUUUUUUUUCCUCCAGUGGUGAUCACGACAUGAUUGUUCCUCAUAUCAAUACUUUAAAUUGGAUACGCAAUCUCGGUAUAGCACUUGAUGAUGACUGGAGACCUUGGUCUGUUGAUGGUCAAAUUGCAGGAUACACUGAGAGAUACAAGAACAAGGAUUUCUCUAUAACAUUUGCGACAGUGAAGGGAGGAGGUCAUGUAGCUGCCGCUCACUACCCUAAAGAAUGUCUUGCCAUGAUUGAAAGGUGGUUCGAUUUAUAUCCAUUAUAGGUAUUUACUUGAGUAGUAAUUUAGUUUGGAAUAAAUAUUCUGCAUUAAGCGAGGCAAUUAAUUGUGAAAACCAUGCAACUUUGCCAUAGGCAAAUCCAUGAUAAAUUGCAAGAUUUGCAGAUUCUGAAUUUAAGAACAGAUUAAAAAGAACAUAUUUGAAUUCGAUUGUAUUUGGCUAUUGAGCUCAACUACAUUAAGUUGCUGGCGUGGUGUGUUUUAUUAGCA
Messenger RNA from Olea europaea var. sylvestris, 511 nucleotides. RefSeq names its product serine carboxypeptidase-like 17. The record is from RefSeq and is a predicted model, not a curated record. Gene Ontology annotation, biological process: proteolysis. The transcript has 3 exons. Gene Ontology annotation, molecular function: serine-type carboxypeptidase activity. Lineage: Eukaryota; Viridiplantae; Streptophyta; Magnoliopsida; Lamiales; Oleaceae. The coding region runs from base 47 to 286 and encodes 79 amino acids.